AUGGCCCGGUACCGGCUGGGGGUCAGCACGGGGCCGGAGUGGGGGGGGGGCACCCUGGGGGGGGUGACCCUGACCCUGGUGGGGACAGCGGGGGUGGCACCUCCCUGUCACCUGGGGUGGCCCCAGCACCGCCUGAGCGCCGGCAGCACCGUGUGGCUGGACGUGGUGUCCCCUCAGCCCUUGGGGACACUGCUGUCCCUGCGCCUGCACAAGGAGCCGCUGCUGUCCCUUGUCCCCGACCGCUGGUUCUGCGCCACCGUCGUUGUCACCGGGCCACACCCUGGGGACACCAGGGGGGACAGCGAGGGGGACAGCGAGGAUGUCCCCAAGGCCACCUUCCCGUGUCACCGCUGGGUGGAGAGCGGGGACAUGGAGCUGAGGGAGGGGACAGCCCGUCUCCCCAGUGACGCCGCCCGGGUGCCGGAGCUGCUGCGGCAGCGCCAGGAGGAGCGGAGAGAGCGGCGGGAGGCGUUCGAGUGGGCUCCCUACGCCCCGGGCUGGCCCUGGCGCCUCCGGGCCCUCCCGCCCUCCCUGUGCCCCUGGCCGGCCCCGCGCGCCGAGAUGACGUCACUUCCGGGCGACGCAACCACCCCACUUCCGGCGCCGCCAUUAAAGCAGCCACUCCCGGAGUCGCCGGAAAUGACGUCACAGGAAGCGACGCCAUUACAGGAAGGGAAAACAUCACAGGAAGAAAAAACGUCACAGGAAGAUAAAACGUCACAUAAAGAGAUGACGUCACACGAUGAGAUGAUGUCACGCGGGGAGGUGACGUCACACGAGGAGAUGACGUCACCGCUGUCCCCAAGCCUGAGCUUCCCGCUCGUCCACCGGGCCCAGCUGGCGGCGCGGGCGGCGGCGGCGCAGAUCCGGAUCCGGCUCCGGGGGCUCCGUUCCGGCUCUUCCUGGAGCUCCUUCGACGACGUCCGGGCGGCGCUCGAGGGACCGGGGACCCCAAUCAGCGAGUACGUGGUGCAGCACUGGCAGGAGGACGCGUUUUUCGGGGAGCAGUUCCUGAGCGGGGUGAACCCCGUCCUGCUGCGCCGCUGCCCCCGCCUGCCCCCCAACUUCCCGCUCACUGCCCCCAUGGUGGUGCCCAGCCUGGGGCCUGACACCUCUCUGGAAAAGGAGAUGGAGGCCGGCCGCGUGUUCCUGGCCGAUUACGCUCUCCUCGAGGGUCUCCCCACCAACGUCAUCGAGGGCCGUCCCCAAUUCGUGGCCGCCCCCCUGUGCCUGCUCUGGCUCAACCCCAGCGGUCAACUCCUGCCUGUGGCCAUCCAGCUCUCCCAGCACCCCGGACCCUCCUCUCCCAUUUUCCUGCCGGGAUCUCAGGGCUGGGCCCUGGCCAAGCUCUGGCUCUCCCAGCACCCCGGCCCCUCCUCUCCCAUUUUCCUGCCGGGAUCUCAGGGCUGGGCCCUGGCCAAGCUCUGGGUCAGGGGCUCUCAUUUCAUCCUGCACGAGAUGGUCACUCACCUGCUGCACGGUCACUUCCUGGCCGAGGCCUUCGCCGUGGCCACCCAGCGCCUGCCCGCGGCUCACCCGGUGCACCAGCUGCUCCUCCCCCACCUGCGCUUCACCUUCCACAUCAACAUCCUGGCGCGGGAGACGCUGCUGAACCCGGGCGGGAUCAUCGACCAGGCCACCUCCAUCGGCAGGGAGGGGACGCUGGCGCUGGUGGCCCGGGGGGUGGCCGCGCUGACCAUGGCCGAGCUCUGCGUCCCCGAGGACAUUCGGGAGCGCGGGGUUGGGGACAUCCCCGGCUACCACUACAGGGACGAUGCCACCGCCAUCUGGGAGGCCAUCGACAGCUAUGUCCAGGCCAUCGUGUCCCUGUUCUACCCCGGUGACGCCGCGGUGGCCGAGGACGAGGAGCUGCAGGACUGGGUGGGGGAGAUCUUCAGAUACGGCGUGCUGGGGAACCAAGGAUCAGGGUUCCCGUCCCGUCUCGGUUCCCGCCCGGAGCUCGUUCGGUUCCUCACCAUGAUCAUCUUCUGCUGCUCCGCCCGGCACGCGGCCGUCAACAGCGGCCAGUACGACUACGCGGCCUGGAUGCCGAACACGCCGGGCUCGCUGCAGCGCCCCCCGCCGGCCGCCCCCGAGGAAGCCACCGAGGAGCUGCUGGUGGCCACAAUGCCCGGCCCGGCGGCCACCGGGGCCCUGCUGGCCCUGCUGAGCGUGGUCAGCUACGAGGGAGGGGAGCCGCGCCCGCUGGGCCGCCGCUCCCAGGACCUGCUGCUCUCGGCUCCGGCUCUGCGCGCCCUGGGCCGGUUCCGCUCCCGUUUGGCCGCGGUGUCGGAGCGGAUCCGAGCCCGCAACGCCCGCCUGGGGCUGCCCUACCCCUACCUGGACCCUGCCGGCGUGCAGGAGAGCAUCUCCAUCUGA
Molecule: messenger RNA, 2379 nt
Organism: Catharus ustulatus (Swainson's thrush)
Lineage: Eukaryota; Metazoa; Chordata; Aves; Passeriformes; Turdidae
Product: polyunsaturated fatty acid lipoxygenase ALOX15B-like
Exons: 15
Coding region: 1-2379 (792 amino acids)
Biological process (GO): lipid oxidation; linoleic acid metabolic process
Molecular function (GO): metal ion binding; protein binding; oxidoreductase activity, acting on single donors with incorporation of molecular oxygen, incorporation of two atoms of oxygen
Source: RefSeq, a predicted model, not a curated record